GUAGGUUUUAAAGAUAGGCUACUUUUGGUUUCACAUUCUUGUGUCGACUCAACCCGUUCACCGGAUGUUUUAAUAAGCUGCUUUUAAAAUAAAUUUUGUCCCUAGAGGUCUCUUCGAACAAUAAAUAAGUAUCUUUUCGAGAUGAGGUGAAUUGCGCAUAGUCAAGCCCGAAAUACAGAUUGUGCUGAUCCUUGUGGCCUAGCUUUUUUACCACGAGAGCUUGUAUGUCGUUUCUCCCCUCCAGAAAGGAACCAUGGGUAAUAAAACAAACAAGUGUUUCAUCAGCACACCUGAAAGUGUCAAGCACAUUGCAGAAAGCUUCUGCAAAAAGGUCCACGACGUGAAUGCUCUCAAGCUGAAAAAGAUGGCAGACAAGGAUAAGUGUAAAUUUGUUUUCGUUUACUGUCCAAUUGUUUCUCGCGCUGGAACCGACAUUGAAGCAAGCCUUAAUAAAAUAAAAACCGAAUUUCCAAAACAGAUGGUAAUUUUAAUAGUGCUUCAUCACACAUUUAACCCUGAGAUCAUUGUAUCAGACAGCAGUAAAUUUGUUGACGAUAAGGUUAGUCUUACUGUGGACUGUCUGUUUCAUGAGGAUCAGGGAUUACUAAAGUGCGAAAGGAAUUCUAAAGCUGUGAAAGUGGUUGCACAAUUCCUGAAAUCACAAAAGAGAAAGAAGAGAAAGUAUAAUCAGAAGAAACAUAUUGCAAGCGAAGGCUGAUCAACUGUUAUGAAGAUGCAACAGGAUGAAAAAAUGUAUAGCCAAAACAUUCAUUGAUGACUUAAUUCUGACCCUGUCUGAAAAGCCAAAUGGACAAACAGCCAGUUCAAAUUCUGUAUAUACAGUAUAUAUUUUGAUUUUACUAAAUCUUUAUACUUUAUUUUUAAGUUUCAAUUCUACUUUCCAUUAAAACUCUGACAUAAGCAGGCUAUAAGAUGUAAAACCUUUGGACUAGUGAUGAUAUGUACUUUUAAGAUUCAGUGUUAUUACUAAGUGACCCGAUAAAUGUUUUUAUGCUA
Molecule: messenger RNA, 1017 nt
Organism: Triplophysa rosa
Lineage: Eukaryota; Metazoa; Chordata; Actinopteri; Cypriniformes; Nemacheilidae
Exons: 5
Coding region: 254-718 (154 amino acids)
Source: RefSeq, a predicted model, not a curated record